AUGGCCGAAGACGACAUCGUCGCGCAGGCGCCGAGACCUGACGUCGAGGAUGUUGUCGACGAGAAGCGACCAAGGCGGACGCUCGGCAACGUCCGCCUGAUGCACCAUGAUACGCAGGUCAUCAUCUUGGUUCCGACUCCCACGUCCGAUGCCAACGAUCCGCUCAAUUGGCCGAGAUGGCAGAAGCUCUACGUCGCCACCGUCGUCUGCAUGGCCAUGUUCAUGUGCAACUUUCUCGCCGCGGGGCCAACCAUAGCCAUGGUGAAUACGGCCCUGGACUUUUUCCCCGGCGCCAUCGCCGACGGCUCCCUCCUGACCGUCGCCAUUCCCCAGACGGCCUACUUCUUCACCACCACGGCCUUGCUGCAGGGGACGGGGAACCUCUUCUGGAUCCCCAUGGCCAACAAGUGGGGUCGCAGACCGGUCUACAUCCUCAGCUACGCCAUAUACUUUGCCACCUCGGUGUGGCUCAUCUUUGAGCAUUCGUACGCCGGCUUCCUCGCCGGCCGCAUCCUCAUGGGCUUCGGGGCUGGUGCGGCCGAGACGGUGGCGCCCAUCUCCAUCGCCGACAUCUUCUUCCUGCACGAGAGGGGGACCUUCAUGUCCGCCUACACGUGCUUUCUCGCCAUCGGCGUCGCCGCCGGCGUCAUCAUCUCGGGGCUGAUUACCAUCAAUUUCCAGUGGCGAACCAUAUACCAGGUGGGCGCCGCUCUCGUCGGCUUCGUCCUCCUGUUGAUCAUCUUCACCUUCCCCGAGACGGCGUACCCGCGCGCGAAGACGUCGAGCGAGGAAGCACCCGCAUCGGCCGACAAUGGCGACUCGUCCAAGUCGGACGUCGAGAGGACGGCGAGCUCCGAGGGGAACAGGAGGGAGACGUACGCCCAGUCCCUCAAGGUCUUCCGCCGCAUCUUGACGCACGAAAAACUGUUGAAGAUGAUGGUUCGCCCCUUUGGCUUGAUUCUCUUGCCACCCGUCCUCUGGGCUGCCCUCGUCCAGGCCGUGACCAUUGGCUUCCUGGUCGCCGUCACGUCCAACGUGGACCCCGCCUUCGAACUGGCCUACCGCUUCGAACCCUACCAGGUCGGCUUGUGUUUCUUUUCCGCCGUCGUCGGCUCCCUCUUCGGUCUUCCGGCCGGCGGUCAGCUCGGGGACAAGGUCGCCGAAUACCUGACCAAGCGCAACGGGGGCAUUCGCGAACCGGAGAUGCGACUGCCGGCCAUCAUCCUGUCCUGCAUCACAUCCCCUUUGGCGUUGCUUCUCUUCGGCGUCGGCAUCGAGCACCGGCUUCAUUGGAUCUGUCCAACCUUUGCACUCGGGCUCCUGAACUUUUCCAUCACGCAGGCAACCAACAUCUGCCUGGUGUACGUCAUUGAUGCAUACCGUCCCGUUGCUGGCGAGGUGACCCUGGCGGUCAUGGGUUUCAAAUCACUGUUUGGAUUCCUUCUUUCGUUCGAGACCAACUCUUGGGUCAACGAGAGCGGUUAUCAAAAUGCAUACGGAGCCAUGGCGGGCAUCUCGGCCGCCGUCCUCAUCGCGUGGCUACCCCUGUAUUAUUGGGGCAAGAAAAUCAGGCACCGCAGUUUGCGGUGGCGAAUCGUCUCAUUCGUUCACUGGGACGAUGACCGAGAAGUCGGAGAGUGA
Drechmeria coniospora is the source of this 1641-nucleotide messenger RNA. Its product is annotated as MFS transporter. The transcript has 4 exons. The coding region runs from base 1 to 1641 and encodes 546 amino acids. Gene Ontology annotation, molecular function: transmembrane transporter activity. Lineage: Eukaryota; Fungi; Ascomycota; Sordariomycetes; Hypocreales; Ophiocordycipitaceae. Gene Ontology annotation, biological process: transmembrane transport. The record is from RefSeq and is a predicted model, not a curated record.